AUGGAGGUUGUUACUCCUGUGGAUGGCUCUCCGUCAUGCAGUAACAUCGAAAGUCUUCCUUGGUUGAUCUGCUAUAAUGUGAUGGUGAGGCUCGAUUUGUCUGAUCUCAAUGCAUUAGCACGCGCGUCGCCAAUUCUCUACCGGCAGGUUAAACAAGAUCGCCCUCGCAUUCUCUAUGGAGAGCUGAAGACUAUGCUUGGGAAUACACUUGUGGACGCUUACGCAGUGUAUCAGACAUCGCGGCCGCCAUUUACGACUGUUAUCAGGAAUACUGAAGUUGUUCAGCCAUUCCUUGAACCCUAUGCAAACAAGCUCCAAACAGAGAAGGCGGGGCCGUCUCUAGGAGACCUUAGCGAAGAGGCAAUCAUUGCCAUGUGGACGUUUCAAACAACAAUUGUCGCCCCUAUUGUUGAAGUGUUUGCUCGGUGGACUCUUGGUAACAUUUCGAAUCUUAUUGAAACUCAAGAUUAUGAGGUAUCUUGGCCGCCGGACGGAGAUGGCCCAAAUGUGAGCCACCUAGAAAUCGAACUGAGUGCAACUGAACGCAUGCGCAUCUUGAGAGGAAUGUUCCGUUUCCAGCUGUACUGUCAUCUUUUUGGAGCCCGGUGCCGAGGCAAACCAAGGUUUGGCUAUCCAUACAUAGAGUUAAUCGAUGUGAUCGGACUUGUCCAUGACUUAUUCGAACCGUGGGAAUUUGAAGAGUUUGUGUGUAUCCAAUGGUACGCUCGGAUGAAAUGGGAGCAUAUUUGCACAACAUUUGGCGACGAGAUAAAUGAGACAAGCCCUCUUUUUGAAGAGGUGAGUCCUCCACCUCCGUGGGGAAAACGGCUAAGUGCGAGUGGCGUGGUAGAACAUGUCAUCAGUGGUACUGCCUCUCGAGGCCUGCGACCCUUACAUGCGAUUUUAUUUGUUGGAGGUGAUCACGCACAUCGCAUCAAACUUAUGCACGAAGUAUUGGCAUGGCCAACAGAAGAAUAUAUCGACUUUAGCCGUGUGUCGCCGUAUUGGCAAUUCAGCCAUCGAAAAGCCAACCGCUCGGAGCGCGAUUGGAAGGAAUUUAGGCGCGAACCUCUUCCAUUUAACGGAGAUGGUGAAUCGGACCAAUCCAACCUUCGGCCACCUGCAGCCUGGGUGAUGCUUUGGGAGGGAAAGUACUCAAACUUACGCUUUUUUGACAACGACUUAUUGGUUUGGGGGUACGUGAUGUGGGACAGGGAUCGAAUAGAUUCUACUGGAGCCGAAAAAAUCACCUUUAGUGAACGCCUCGAGUCCCUGCCAUUGGGAAAUUUGGAUUACAGCAGCUCCGAAGAGGAAGAGGAAGAAGACGACUAUAUAGAACCGUAUUAUUACUCUGACGAGUUAGAAGAUGGCGAAAGUGCGAGCUUGGAGACGGAAAGUUAG
Trichoderma breve is the source of this 1401-nucleotide messenger RNA. RefSeq lists its product as uncharacterized. The transcript is spliced from 2 exons. Bases 1 to 1401 code for a protein of 466 amino acids. NCBI's taxonomy places the organism in Eukaryota, Fungi, Ascomycota, Sordariomycetes, Hypocreales, Hypocreaceae. The record is from RefSeq and is a predicted model, not a curated record.